Messenger RNA from Heterostelium album PN500, 1749 nucleotides. It is a transcript of the gene tipD, whose product is annotated as WD repeat ATG16 family protein. The record is from RefSeq and is a predicted model, not a curated record. Gene Ontology annotation, molecular function: protein binding. The transcript has 6 exons. Lineage: Eukaryota; Evosea; Eumycetozoa; Acytosteliales; Acytosteliaceae. Gene Ontology annotation, biological process: autophagosome assembly. Gene Ontology annotation, cellular component: autophagosome membrane. The coding region runs from base 1 to 1749 and encodes 582 amino acids.
AUGCAACAGAACAACAAUGGAUAUACGGCACCUAUAAUAUCGACUGCCUCACAAUCGUUCAACUCUAUAGCGUCUUGGAAACAGAGUAUCGUCAACCAAUUGAACCAGAGAAACACUGUACAGACAAAUGCAUUCUCUGAGAUCAUAAAGGUGUACAACGAUCUUAUGAAGCGUGAACGUCAACUACAAGAGAGAAACACCAUCUACGAGAAAGAGAUCCUUGCACUAAGAAACGAAAAGAGAGGUGAAAAAGGUGCAUCUACUUCAUCUUCAUCAAGUGGAUCUGUUAGUAAUAGAGGUAAAACGAUUGAGGAAUUGGAGAAUAAGAUAUACAAGUUACAAGAGGAUUUGACACUGAGUUACAAGACCAGUGCUGACAAUGCUAGUAGUUUGUUGUCGCUCAACGAUAAGAAUAAGGAUCUGCAGAAUGAGAUGGUCUCGAAAGAGAUCGAGUUGGAGCGUGUCAGGAGUAUGUUGACAUCGAGUGAGGAUAGCUACAAGAGGUUGGAGGCCAUCAUCGAGGAGAAGACAACCGUAACACAGAUCCUCAAGGACGAACUAUCUGCACUCCAGAGUGAGUUCCUUCACAACGAGAGCAAAGUAAUCAAGCUUGAACAGGAAAACAGUGAACUACUGGAGCGUUGGAUCAGAAAGAAGAACGAAGAAGCAAGUAAAAUGAAUGAAGCAAACGAUUUCUAUCAUAAGAUGGUAGAACAAAGAGAACAAUUUGUACAUAUAAAGAAUGAUGAUAUAAAUAUUAAUAAUAUAUCGACAAUGGAUGUAGAUGCUGAAAUACAAAAUGGAAGAAAUUUAUUAGAUAAACAAUUGAAUAUGACAUCAUCGCUAUUACCAAGUAAAUCUAGGAAGAAGUUUGCAGCACAUCAAUCAGAGGUAUAUUGUUUGGCGUUCAAUUCGAACGGUCAGAUGUUUGCCUCUGGAAGUAGCGAUAAAUCAGUUAAACUCUGGGAUGCACUAUCAUGUACACACAAAACAACACUACUAGGUGCAUCACAAUCGAUCAUGUCUGUCAAUUUCUCACCGAACGACGAACAUAUACUUGGUACAAGUAAUGAUAACUCUGCCAGACUUUGGAAUGUCGAAUUAGGUAGACCAAGACAUACUCUGACGGGACAUAUAGGUAAAGUUUAUACAGGUAAAUUCAUGUUGGGAUCGGAUAAAGUGGUAACUGGAAGUCACGAUAGAACUAUAAAGUUGUGGGAUCUUCAGAAGGGUUAUUGCAAUCGUACGAUAUUUUGUUUUAGCAGUUGCAAUGAUUUGGUUACCCUGAAUACAGGUUCGUUGAUUGCCAGUGGACACGUCGAUCACAGUGUCCGUUUCUGGGACUGCAAUAGUGGUGAGUCGGUGCGUGUGCUCGAGGCCAUCCACGAGGGACAGAUCACAUCGAUCUGUCAGUCACUCGAUCCCAACCUGAUACUCACCAACUCGCGUGAUCAUACCCUGAAGAUCAUCGACGUUCGUACCUACCUCACUCUAAAGACAUUCAAAGACCAAGACUAUCGCAACGGACUCAAUUGGUCACGUGCUUCCUGGUCGCCCGACGGAAAAUAUGUCGCCGCUGGAUCCAUCGAUGGAUCUAUUUGCGUGUGGAACGCAUUAUCAGGUAAAACUGAAAAGAUUAUAUCAAAAGUACAUAACAUUGGAUCAUCUAUAUGUUGUUGUGCAUGGAGUCCAUUGGGAUAUUCUUUUAUUUCUGGUGAUAAAGAUAAGAAUAUUGUACAAUGGGAAUAG